Molecule: messenger RNA, 3580 nt
Organism: Leptidea sinapis
Lineage: Eukaryota; Metazoa; Arthropoda; Insecta; Lepidoptera; Pieridae
Gene: Mapmodulin
Product: acidic leucine-rich nuclear phosphoprotein 32 family member A
Exons: 6
Coding region: 140-925 (261 amino acids)
Cellular component (GO): nucleus
Molecular function (GO): histone binding
Source: RefSeq, a predicted model, not a curated record
UGUAGUUUAACGUCACUUGAGUAAUGUGUAUCUUUAUGUCCCUUCUGUUUUGAAACCCAAGCAAGCUUGGUAAAUUUAUACUUGUGGUACUUAUAGUUUUAUUCAGUGUUUUUUGGUGCGAAUUCUUCAAUAUUUAAAGAUGGAAAAGAGAGUCGCGUUGGAAUUAAGAGGAAAGAGUCCAUUACAGAUAAAAGAGUUGAACUUGGACAACUGUAGGAGCACCACAAUUGUAGGGCUCACUGAUGCAUAUGUCAACCUCGAAAUUUUGAGCCUUAACAAUGUGGGCUUAACUACUCUUAAGGGGUUUCCUGCUCUACCCAAGCUGCGAAAAUUGGAGUUAUCUGACAACAGAAUUUCAAGUGGCUUAAAUUUCUUGAAUGGAUGCAAAAAACUAACACAUCUCAACCUCUCUGGAAACAAAAUUAAAGAUUUGGAGACUUUAAAACCGCUAGAUGAGUUUACUAACCUUAAAAAUUUGGAUCUCUUCAAUAAUGAUGUCACUAACAUUGAAGACUACAGGAGUAAAGUUUUUGCUUUACAUCCGUCACUGAAGUAUUUGGAUGGAUUUGACAAAGAUGAUGUGGAGGCGGAAGACAGUGAUGCAGAGGAAGAGGAUGAAGUGAAUGGCAAUAAUGACAGUGAGGAGGAAGGUUCAUUCAAUGAAGAGGAAGAUGAAGAUGAAGCAGAGGAUAUAUCAUUAAGUGCAGUUUACAAUGCCAAUUUAGAGGAAGAGAGUUCAGAGAGCUCAAUGUUUGAGGCUAGUGAUGUGGAAGAAGAAGAGGAAGAAGAUGAUGAGGAUGCAGAUGGCGAUGGAGAUGAUGCAGAACAGAACUCAAAAGCACAAGAUGGCAAUGAAAAUGCACACGGCGAGCCUGAAGAGAGCACUCGGGGUAAAAAGCGAAAACACGACGAUGAUGAGAAUUGAAUACUUUGUUGCCUUAACAGACUCGUGUCCUGAUGCCACACACAAUCAACCCCAACCAUUGUAUCGAUCAGUUGGAGCAAACAAAUUAUACUGCCAUUACGGUUGUAAUUUAUACAAUUAUUGGUAAUUAUAACAAAAAAAUCCACUUAUUUUUUUUACUAAUCCAGAACAUUUCUGAUACAGAGUGGCACUGUUUGGUAUACCAACAAUAAUUUCACCCCCGGAUCCACUGAUAGGGUUUUUUUGUAAUUCAGAUAUUUUAAUUAUUAUCAUUUCUUCACAAUACAUUAUAUUGUAACUGGCUUAUGAGACAAUAUAUUGUUAAGUGAUUUUGCAAUACAAUAUUCAUGUUUAGCCUGUCUGGAAUAUUAAACAUUCAUAACAUUUAGUUAGCGAACAACCAUUAAAUUAAUAUCGGGUUUUUAGAGCUGCUCUGUGUAUGAGGUGGCAAUUUCUUCAUUGACAUUAAAUACAUUAUCCGGUUUCAUAAACAAAAUGAGUUUAAGAUUUGCCUUAUACUGUUAUAUAAUAUAUACCCCAAUUAAUUAAUAAUUGAUUCAUAGGUGAUGUUAUUAUGUUUAGCAUUAUGGAGAUGUCUAAUACUAAAUUGCGAUUUAAUAGUUUGGAAGUUUCACAAAUCAUAAAAUCAGUCAUGUGUAAAACCUGUGACUGAAACACUCAAAGGUUUAUUGAAAAAAUUGUUUUAAAAUAUGGCUGUAAUGAUUGUCUGACAAUCAAUUGUUUGGAUUGAUAGUGUGUUGCUCCAUUUACUAGUUUUAAGUGUACAGAGCUCCGAUGCAUCGGACAAUAAACCUUACCUUUUGAUGAAUAAGGGUGUAUUAUGAAUCACACCUUGCAAUAGAUGGUUUUAAAGCUAGAAUAAAUAUUUUUCAAUACCGAUAGCUCAAGAAAUGAUCUGAUUUGUUAAAUUAUUAAUGUGAUUCAUUUACUUGGUACUGUUUGUGUUCGGGUUCAAAGGCUGUUGUUGCCAUUGUAGGUCGAGGCUCAUGAGACAGUACUUGUAAUAGUCAGGUGACCACGCCGAGUGAUGCCUUGUAUUACGACUCACAGUGACGGACUAAUCACUCACAGAUUGAUAUCAUCUAGUAUUAUUUAUCACAUCAGUAUCUGUAAUAUAUUAUAUGGUUCUUGAUUGUUAAUUGUAAAAGCAUAUAAUUAAAUAAUAUUUGUCAAUAAUGUGUAAGUACAAUUGUGUUUCAUAAUUCACUCAUAUUCAUAAAGUGCUGGUCAAUCUCGGUACAAUUGAACCUUGUAGUUGUCACUGAAUGAGGCUCACUCCAUCCAUAACUGGCUCAGGUUAGUUUUAACAACUGUAAUGUUAAUAAAAAUUAUUUGAAUCUAUGUCAUUGGAAUUAUCUAGUUAAAAGCUUUAGAAAUAAAAUUAAGUUCCCAUUUCAUCAUACAUAUUUGGAAAUGUAAAUAAUUUCUACUUUUGUUUUGAACAGUUGUUGGGACACUUGAACCAGAAAUAUCAGUUUCUGAAGGUUUGUAAAUAUCACUAACAUUUUAUGAUCAUGAAAUAGGUUUUUUAAAUAUUAUCACAGUUUUAACUGAGACCACACAUGCUUUGUGUAAGAAACUAUCGGUCUUAACUUUAAAUUAAUAGUUUAUGAUCUGAAUAAUGUUUAUUUAUAUUUGCAUGAAUAACAAGUCUGAAAAGCCAAAGUCUAUAAAUUUAAAAGGCAAGUAGGACGAGCCUUGUGAUGUUCAGAAGCUGAUAAUGUGAUGUGAUUUCAAUAUUAAUUAAUUAUAAUAAAAUGUUUGAGUCAAGUUUCCAUAUCCCCGAGUUACCGAUGCGGCUCUGACACAUGAAGUGAUCACCUGUGUCGACGUGUGUUGUGUGGACCGUGGAGUUUGUUGUCCGACAUGUUGUUUUGAUUAAAUUGUUUAUGUAAUAAUUAUUUUUUAUUCUAUUGACUAUAAAUUAAAUCAUUGAAGAAGUGCAUGAUAUUAAUUUAAGAAUAAAAGAGCUCUCAAAAUUCUGAGUAAUUUAAUGAUUUAUAUUUAACCUCAUUCCUUUGUAUAAUAUUCCAAUUUGGAAUAUUCCGCCUGUGUUACAAUAAUUGUUAUAUCAACGGUAUAAAAUUAUAAAUUCAUUGAAUAAAAAAAUAAUUUUAAUGUUUUACAUUAACAUAGAAAAGAGUUAUAUUGGUCAAUUAGAUAAUAUUGACAAAUGUGAUGUUGAUAUACAUUUUUUACAUUUAUAUUAGACAACAAUGUUUAUAUAAAAAUAACAAAAGCUGAAUCCGAGACAGGAUAAAUAGUAACUUCACAAUCGCUUCCUGGUUUAUUAAUAAGGCACAUGGUGUGCCGUAUUAAAAUAGUAAAAUAUUAGAAAUCAUAUUUAGACCAAUUUGUCAACAUCUGAUGAGAGGAUAUUUUUCUACAAUAUAAUAUGUAAUUUAAAUUGUAAAGAGUGAUUUAUGCACUUAUAUCAAUGAUAAUUUAAAAUGUUUGGUUGAAACGUCAUGGUCAAUGUGCCAGAUAUGUUGAAAAGAAUUUUAGUUAAUAAUUUUAUUGUAUUGUGUAAGUCAUUAAGUUUAAGUAAUUUACAACUUGGCCUGUUGAUAUAUAUUAUAUAAUCCUUUUAAGACUUUAUUUCUGGGAUUGUAAAAUAAAAUAUAAAUUAUAAAA